AGACUAAAUCUUUUACAUGGUAUACUGCUACAGAAUAUACAGAUGACAACAGUAAGCUUGAGAACCAACAAUCAUUAAUUACCUCGUUCCGUUCAAAAAGGAUCAUUACCUCGUCAUGCGUAUCGAUAUACAUCCACUCGUUAAUCAUAUCAUACUGAUGACAACCGUAAGCUUGAGAAUCAAGUGUGUUUAAUUCACGCUAAAAUUGAAAAUUUGAUUGAAAUUGGAACGAUGUGAUGAAAAAGUAGAAGUUUGUGUGUGUAGAAAAGUUUUGAUAUGAUGGAAAAGUUGGGAGUUUGAAACUAAACUCGGCCAUACAUGCACCGACCUAACUUCAACCCGACGCGCAGGCAAGCGCGGCCUAUAAAUGCAUGCUAACAAACCAUGAUCCCAUUUCCAGUAUUUGUCGCCGGCUAUAUAAUAUAUCGGACGUCCAGACGACGUCACUCUUUACUCCGAUCCGUUUCAUGGCAUCAGAAGCUGCUACGACCUGCAUCGGGUUUAUCCUCCUCACAGCAAGCUCGAUCGCUGCGAUCCACAGGUCACACGGAGAAAUCACCGAGACGUCGUUCAUCGUCGUGUCGUACCUCAGCCUUGUGCUGCUCUUCGUGUUCCUCCGCCGCUUCGAGGCGGCGCCGCGGAAUUCGCCGGCGAGGGGCGGCGCCAAGGCCGGCGUAUGGGUCGUCACGGCGCUGCUCGCCGCGGUGUUCUCGUGGAGGGUUUCCGCGCUCAUGCCGUGGCCGGUGGAUGCGAUUAUUUGGGUGAUGGCCGCCUCAACUGUUCUUGGGGGAUUCUACGCCUUGUUCCUUCAUCAUCCCGGCGUAGACUGAAAAUGAUCGAUCGAUCGAUCGACAUGCUGAAGCAAUGGAACAGUUAAUUCCUGUGUAAAUAUCGUUACGUACUGGCUGCUAGCUAUUGGAUAUUGCAAAUGUUUGGUUCUUUCUACACAUGUAUAUAUACAUAUCUAGCUUUACUUUAUAUAUACAUAAACCAUUGUACAUGUACAAAUGUUACACAAAAUGUAUUAAUUGUAGUAGUAGUACUUAAUUUCGUCUUCGACUA
Molecule: messenger RNA, 1062 nt
Organism: Oryza sativa Japonica Group (Japanese rice)
Lineage: Eukaryota; Viridiplantae; Streptophyta; Magnoliopsida; Poales; Poaceae
Source: RefSeq, a predicted model, not a curated record